Messenger RNA from Argiope bruennichi, 6217 nucleotides. Its product is annotated as regulator of microtubule dynamics protein 1-like. NCBI's taxonomy places the organism in Eukaryota, Metazoa, Arthropoda, Arachnida, Araneae, Araneidae. The record is from RefSeq and is a predicted model, not a curated record. Gene Ontology annotation, cellular component: mitotic spindle pole; spindle microtubule; cytoplasm. The transcript has 9 exons. Gene Ontology annotation, molecular function: microtubule binding. The coding region runs from base 117 to 1271 and encodes 384 amino acids.
CCUCAUUUUCUCCUGCUGCUACAACUAAAAAACAUUUGUAUGUUUUUGUUUUUCUAGUGUCACGGAAGUAAUAUGAAAUUGAUCAAUCUCGUACUUGUUUAAUAAUUUUAAUAACAAUGGAUGCUUUCUUGAGGGCCGAUAGAGUGAGUUUGGUAGCUGCUCUAGGUGCUGGAGUUGUUUUAGGAAUCAGCGGAAUAUAUUAUUAUUAUAAAGUAAAUAAAUUGGUCACUAGAAAAAUAAAUCACUUAUCUGGUACUGUGGAUAGUUUAAGAAGGGAAUUAGAAGAAUUAAAAUUAGCGACUAAUAGCUCUAGAUUAGAAAGGGAAAAAUCGCACAGAUCAUCUGCUGCAAGAGGAAAUACUGCAAGUUCAUCAACUGCUGGAAACAAAUUUUACAGCUACACAAAUAGUAUUGAGGAUCCUGAUGAAGAAUAUUUCGACUUUACAGAUACAGAGGAUUUUCCUGGAGUAUGGGCAAGUUUAAAUGGUUCUCAGGAAGAUUUACGUGUGGACAAAAAUGUUGAGGCUUUACUUGAAGAAUUAGAUGCGCUUUUAGAUUCUGAUACUUCUGAUAGAGAAUAUGUGUAUAACCGUCUUUGCUCGAUGAAAAAUGAGUUUAUGGAUAAUCCAGAUUUUCUCUGGAGAUUUUCAAAAGCAACUCAUCUCUAUGGCCUUGUCCUUCAAAAUCGAAAUGAGAUGGAAAGAAGAAAAGAACUAGCCUUUGAAGCUUGUGAAUAUGCAAAAAAGGCUUAUGAAAUAGAAAAAAAUGAUCCAGAAAUUCUUAAAUGGUUAGCCAUAACAAUGGGCUGCAUUGGUGAUUUUGUGGGAACUCACGAAAGAAUUGUGAAUGGACAUACUUUUAAAGAAUAUGUUGAUAAAGCACUUAUUCUGAAACCUGAAGAUCCAUCUUUACAUUACAUGCUUGGUCGUUGGUGCUAUGAGGUUGCUAGCUUAUCUUGGAUUGAAAGAAGAGUAGCUGCAACUUUAUUCUCCACCCCUCCAGAAGCUACUUUAGUUGAUGCCAGAAAACACUUACUUGAGGCGGAAAGACUGAAGCCUGAUUGGAAAGAAAAUUUAUUAUAUUUAGCUAAGACUUACAUAAGUGAAGGAGAUUAUCAUACAGCUAUGGAUUUAAUUGACAGAGCUUUGAGCUUACCUGUGAUUAAUGAAAAUGAUAAUUUAAUUCAAAAUGAACUUGAAAUUCUGGAGCGUAAAUAUCAGACAUAUCGAGAUGAAGAAGAAGAAGAAGAUGAUGAAGAAGAAGAAAAUUAGAAGUACUUGAAAUGGUUGUGCAUCUCAGAGGCAAAGCAUCUAAGAUGGAGCAAUUAUGGGUUUUCUUCUUUUUCUUACAAAUGAAAAUUUAUGUUCACUUUAUACUUAGAGACUUUCCAUGAAAAAUGUUUUUUAUUAAAAUACGAAUGAAAUUUGUCUCCUUUUAACUGUAUAUAUGUCUAUAAACAUAUAUAUAUAUAUAUUUAUAUGUAUAAUUUAUUGAUUAUUAUCAAAUUCCUGAAAUAUUGUUGAAUUUUAAUUUUAAAAAAUUCAAUCUUCCUUCUAUUAAUUACGUUUUUGUCAUGCAAGUGAAAAUGCAUGCCAGUAAAUUGAAACUGGUUGAUUUGUUUUUAAAAAAAAGGUACACAAACAAUACUUUUGCACAGAACUCUUCAAAGUGUUCAUACGUCAUCUCACACUAUGCUUAAGGAUUUAUUUAUUUUUUCAUUUUAUUUUUUUUAUAUGAAAGUUAAUUAUUUAAUAAUUAUAAAUAUAUUUAUUAGUGCUUUAUCAGUACAAUUAUGUGUAUUUUUUUCCUCUCUCUUUAAAAGACGAAAAAUUUGAUUUUUUGGGAACAAAAAAAAACUGCUAAAAUGUUUCAUAUCGCAACUAAAAUAAUUUUAUUUUUUGAUAUGAAACUUUAAUAUUAUCAUUAUUUGUGAAUUAUAUCUGUUUUAUUAUAAUCAUUCAUUUAAAAACUUUUUAAAUUCAUUUAUUCUGCUGAGAUUUAGAUUUCAUUUCUAAUAUAAUUGAGUUUUAAGUAAUUAUUUUAAUUCAUAAUCAACUGAAAAUUCAGAUACCAGAAUCACUGCCAAAAGCAUAGUUUUUGUAUCAAUUUAUAUUCAUUGAAUUUGUUUACUUAAAUUUUCCGAGCAUUCAAUUUACUUAAAAACUGGUUUAAACUUUAUUUUAAACGAUAAAUAUUCGUUUUUGAAAUUCAUCUCUAUUUUUACUGAAUUUGCACCUGUUGUUAAAUGUAAUGCACACAAUGAUUUUUAGCUACAAACCAUAUUUCCUUGUAUGAAAAGUAAUAAUUGAGUAACAAUAUUAAUUGAAAGCUGUUUUUUUUUUAUUGUUAUUCUUACUUUUAUUGCUGAUUAUGAUUUUAUUUUAUUUUUUAUCCUUCAUUUUAAGUACAAAUUGUUGUGCUUUGCUUUUUUUAAUUUUUAUUACCUAGUCUUAACUUAUUUUUGACCUAAUACAGAUAUUCUUGUUUCCUAUUAAUUCUGUUUCUAUUAAUAAAUUGAUUCUGCGAAAGGUUGAAUUUUUAAUUAAUCAGGGUUUGAAUAUUUAAAGUAGGUAAAACAGAAUGUUUCCAGCUUUGUUCAAACAGAUAUUUUAAUUGUUUAUCAUUUUAUUUCACUAACUAAAUUAUUUAGGUUUCGUAAAUUCCUUAAGAAAACAUAUUUAUUGAUGAUAUAAUAAUAAUAAUGCACACUACACUUUUGUCUUAAAUCUUAGACAACAGUGGCAUAUCAUUUAAAUAGAAUUUUGUUUGAUCAUAUUAAUUGAAUAACCUUUAUGAUAUCGUUUUUUAAAGCAAAUAAAUCUUUAUCACAUGGUGACCAUAGUUUUUAAGAUCUGUAUUUUAAAAUUUGGAAUAAAUAAAUAAAUCUCUUGGCAGGCUUGCUAAAUUUUCCAAAUUUUGUUUAUAUAAAAUGAUUUUUUUUUAUAGCAUAGUUGAAUGAAGCAUUUUUCUGGAAAAGUUUCCUGUGUGUGAAAGAAAUGUUAGAUUGUGACUGAAUUGUGUCUGUUAGAAAAAAAAAUUGCUGAAUUAUUUAUGUUAAAAAGAUAUAAAAUUUAUGGUAUUGUUAUUAACAGGUUUGUAUAAUUGUAUGCUCUUAACUGUUGUGAAUGAUUCUGUGAAAAUAUAAAUGUUUGAAAUGUUAUUGUGAUUAUAUUUAUGAAUUUGUUUAAUAAUAUUGAUUGUUAUCAUCUAUUACAAAAGAAGCAUUCCUAGCCAAACAAGUUUUAGUUACAAUUUAGAUCAAAUUGUUGAUUGUAUUUGUAUAGCAGAGUCAGCUAAGUCAAAACUGUGAUAUACUUCUGUAUACUUAUUUGAGCAAGUCAUGAAAAUCUACCUCUUAUCUCCUCCUCCCCUUUGCACUCCUAAUAAUGCUACUUUAAAAAAAAAAUGUGAUUUUUUUUUCAAAAAAAUGUCGUGUUUUACAUUUUGAUGAAAUAUAUUUAUUUACAUCUCAAUUUCAUCUGUGUUUUGAUUCAUAACUUUCCUUUUAAAAACAUAAAAUCCUCUGAUCAAAAGAAUUUUGUAGUUCCUUCCCCCCUCCCCUUCCCAUACCGAAUUAUAAAAUUUUCAUUUUUAUCUGUGAUUUUUGCAAUGUCUUUAUGUUUGGUCAAUUGAAAUGGCAUAUGAAUUUUUAAAUAUGCUUUGAUAGAUCUGAUAUAUGUAAUUUACUCAUGAAUUUAAAAUAUCUUUAGACAUAAUUUAUUUGAUAAAAAAAGUAUCCUAUUUCUGUUAUAUAAAAGUAUUUGAAUAUUAGACUGAAAACUACAUUCUUUAAUACUUUCAUGUAAAUUUUAAAUAUAUUUAAUAAUGAUUUCAUUACUCAUUAAUUAUUAUACUUAUUCACCAUUCAUAAUCUUUCUAGAUGAGAAUGAUACAUACAUAAUUAUGAUACAGUAUUUGCUUUCAGCUUGUUAUAAAAUCAAUUAUUUUAUUUUCUGUAAUGAUAUAAAAUAAUUGUUUUUAUUGUAUUAGAUAUUCAUUACAUAGAAAAUUAUUUUCAUAAAUUAUAGUCUAUGUAUUUUCUGUAGGUGGUUCAAGGUCACAUUUUCUACUGUGUUACUGGUACCAGACAACCAAUAACGAGGUAGAAAAUAUGAUCUUGAACUGCCUACAGAAAAUGCACAGACUAUAGUAUAUUUUUGCAUACAUUUUAAAGUCAUUUUUAAAAUUAAAUUUAUUUAAAUAAAAACAAAAUAUUUUUCUGCAUUAUUUUGCAUGAAAUUUAUGUUUUAAUAUUUAUUUGUAAUUUACUAAUCAAAUAAAAGUUUUAAUUUACUAAUUAAAUAAAGUUUCUAAUAUCUUAGAAAUUUGAGUUACCAUUUAUCUUCAAAUUGUUUAGAUUUUGACUCAAAGAAAAGCUCAUAAUUUUAAAAUUUAGUAUUAGAAAUUUGUGAUAAGAAAUUAUGAAAAAAAAAAUAUUCCAAAAAAGAAAAUUGAAAAAAAGAAGUACAUAAUUUAUAUAUGUGUGUGUAAUAGUUGUGGUAAAUUAAGAGGGGAAUUUAUCAGUUGGAUCAUAUCUAUCAUUUUUCGUCUUUGCAGUUAUGGGAAAUUUUAUGUAACAAUGAUUUCGCGAGUAUAUUAUCAAACCAAAAUCACAAAACUAAAUGCCAUGUUCUCAGAGAAAAGGCAGUUAUCAAUGUGGUCUAGCUUUGAUAUAUUUAAAAUGAGAAUUUUUGCCCCAUUCAGGAAAUAAAAGUAUAGGAUUUUGUUGACAUUACAAUUAUGUGGGGUUUAUAAUGUUAUUUACUCUGCCAAAUAGAUGCCUGACAGUUAAAGUUACAAUGAUUGCAAGGCAAAGAGAGAAAAAAACCCAAAACUUGUAAGAACUUAUAAAAAUUAAAGGAACAGUUUUUAUCUUUUUCAAUUUGAAUAGUGGAAAAGGAAAUUAUCAUGGACUUCUUUAAAAUGAUUUCUUUCAUGAUUACAGAAAGAGUUCCAUUUUUAUCCAUUGUUAAGAUUCUUUGUUAGAAAAUUGAUCAGUCAGAGACACAAGAAAAUUUGAUAGAAAGCAAGAAAAUCAGAAUUUAUAUAGCUUCAGAAUUGAAUUUAGCUCAGGCAGCACUUGGGUUUUCAGUUUGCUGAAAUUCAACAAAGGGGAAAAAAAGACCUUACAACAACUCAGAAAUGAAAGUAAAGUCUGAGUUUGAGCAGCUUGAAAAAAAUUAUUUCUACGAUGCAGAUAAAUUGAAAUUAUUUCUCACACAUAUUGAUGGAACAGUGAAAUUAUUAUUAAAUAAAUUAGCAUUAAUAUUUAUAAUAUCAUAAACUUUCUUUUCAAAAAAAUUUUUAUUUUAAAUCCCCUACAUAGUCCUCCUCCCAUACUCAUCAUGCUUUUUCCCACAGUAAAGGUUUUUUUUUGCUCAUUCUGUUUUUUUUUUUUUUUUUUUUUUUUUACUGGAGUUGUAUUAAAUAGAAAGAUUAAUUUGCCAAAUACAGAAUAAAAUGUUGUUAGACUUGCUAAAUGUGAUGGUGGAUGCAGCUGACAUCUCACAAACUAUUUGUUCUCAGUAUUCUUGAUGAAGGGCAUUCUGCAUUCAAUGCUUGUUCUCUAUUUUAUAUAUGUUGAUGUUAAUACUACGUUAAAAAAAUCUUAAUGUAUUCCAUGCACAAAAAUAGAAUACAUUAAUAAAUGCAUACAUUAUGUCCGGAUUAUUGAUGUUGAAUCUGCUGUUCUAGUUCUAUUUUACAUUGUUUUUGCACUGAAAUGCUUUUUUUAUUAUGUUGAGAUUUUUCUAUUCUGUGGAAAAAAAAUAGGUGAAAUGAUUAUGUGUUUUUGUAUUAUUAAUUUAUGUUUUUACAUUGUGGAAAUUGUGAAUUUUAUAUAUAUUAUUGUAUGUGCAUGUGUGUUUUAUAAGUGUGUUAUAUAUAUUUUCUGAAUAAACAUAAUCAUUCCACAUCUUUAUUGAUACCAGAUGUAUUUUUAUUUUUAUUUAUAAAAGCAGAAAUAAUGUAUAGUUCAUGAAAAAUCAUUUUCAUAACUGGUCUUGGACCUGUUGAUUAGAGUAGACUAUUCAGAUUCUUUCAUUUAACCCAAAACUAUUCCUGAAUUCUAUCAACUAUUUUUUAGAAAAUAUCUAUAUUAUCAUUUGUAUUGAAGACAGUGGUAUGAGAAGUAUUAAAUUUGGUAAUUACUGUGUAAUAAAGUGUUAAAAACUGGACCAUGAUUGAAAAUGUAUUACAUAGAAAAUGUUUAAGGUUG